CACCGACCCAAUUGCGCCAAUAAACGAAUAAAUGAGAGCAAGUACUGCUCUACCGACGAGAUGGCAUCCGAGCCUGGUUCCGUAUCCAAUCCGACGACACAAUCGUCUUCUACCGACACCCCAAUGGAGAUCACUCCCACCCCGUCAACUGCUCAGGCGACCCAGCCCCGCGCCGACGAGCCUAUGGCGCUUGAUUCAGAGGGCGGAUCUGGUGCGCUAGACAAGCCCGAUGGUGGUGAUAAGAGCGAGGAGAAUGACAAGCAAAAGAAGCAGGAGAACCAGGAGAACCAGGACAAUAAGAAACGACGAGUUGGCAGAAACGAAUGGCGGACAAGCGCAAGAAACUGAGCGACGACCGCCAGGCUGCCAAGCGACGGAAGCUGAACGAGAACGGCGAAGCAGGGCCGGCCCAAACAGAGCAGAAGAAGGAUAAGUGGAAGCAAGAUGGGGAACCGCGUCCAAAAGACCCCAGGAAAGCCAACCCCUUCUCGACCGAAGAGAUCGCCGCCGAAGAACGUCGUCCGAAGCGCAAAGUCGCCGUCAUGAUCGGCUACUCGGGGACCGGCUACAAGGGGAUGCAGAUCAACUGGGGCGAGCGGACCAUCGAGGGCGACAUCUUCAAGGCCUUCGUCGCCGCCGGCGCCAUCGCCAAGGCGAACGCCGACGACCCGAAGAAGUCGAGCCUCGCACGGUGCGCCCGGACCGACAAGGGCGUCCACGCCGCCGGCAACGUCAUCAGCCUCAAGCUCAUCAUCGAGGACGAGAACAUCGUCGACAAGAUCAACGCCAGCCUGCCCCCGCAGAUUCGCGUCUGGGGCCUCCAGCGCACCAACAACGCCUUCAGCUGCUACCAGUCGUGCGACUCGCGGUGGUACGAGUACCUCAUGCCGACUUACAGCCUGCUGCCCCCUCAUCCCGACAGCUACCUCUGGAAGAAGGUCGUAGAGUCGGCCAAGGAGCACGGCACCUACGACGACCUCCUCGCCAGGCAGGGCGACGUCCAGGGGUUCUGGGACGAGGUCGAGGAGAAGUCGAUCAAGCCCAUGCUGGCGAAGAUGGACCCCAAGAUCCGUGAGGUGGUGUUGGAGAGGCUCCACUCGGUUGAUGACGAUCCUGAGAACGAGGGCAAGCCGCAGCAGGCCGACAAUGUCGAGCAAGGAGAAAGUGCGGCUGGGGAUCAGACGAACGAAUCCGGCGCGAGUGCCGGUGCGGGCGACGCUGACCAGACGACUGACGCCACCACCCCCACCGUCGCCGAUGCAAAGCAGCAGGAGACCGGUGCGGCGGUCGAGACAGCGACUCCCGCCCCCAAAAGGCCCCGAGAGCCGACGGCAGUAGACUUGGCGCUGCGCGACCUAAAGCAGGCCCUCAUCAAGGCGAAGCGCGCGUACAGGUUCAGCCCGGACCGGCUGCAGCGGCUCCAGGACGCGCUGAACCAGUACGUCGGCACGAACAACUUCCACAACUACACCGUCCAGAAGAGCUUCAAGGACCCGUCGGCCAAGCGCCACAUCAAGUCGUUCGACGUCAAUAUGAAGCCCAUCCAGAUCCGCGACACGCAGUGGGUCUCCAUUAAGGUGCACGGGCAGAGCUUCAUGAUGCACCAGAUCCGCAAGAUGGUCAGUAUGGCCACGUUGCUUGUGCGCUUCGGCGUGCCGGUCGGGCGGAUCAAGGAGACGUACGGCGCGACCAAGAUUGCCAUCCCGAAAGCUCCCGGCCUGGGCUUGCUGCUGGAGCGACCCGUCUUUGAAGGCUAUAAUCGGAAGGCGGUGGAUACCCUGGGCAAAGACCCCAUUGACUUUUCCAAGUACGACGACAAGAUCCAGGAGUUUAAGGAUAAGGAGAUUUACCAGCGCAUCUUCGAGGUCGAGGAGAAGGAGAAUAUCUUCCACGUCUUCUUCCAACAGGUGGACAAUUUCAAGUCCGACUCAUUCUUGUGGCUGACGGAUGGGGGCAUAGCUGCGGGGAUGUUACGGCCGAACAAGGAGGAGAAGGGCGACAAGGCAGUUGCGAGAGAACUGGGAGACGAAGACGAGGACCCCGAGGGCGGAGAGGGUUAGACGCAACCUCUCUCUAGAGCUGAGUCGCUACAUGCGCCCCUCCGAAUUCACCACGGGGAUUCUGGGACGAACCAUAGACUCAUAGACCACUACAUCUGUA
This is a messenger RNA of Sodiomyces alkalinus F11, 2160 nucleotides long. RefSeq names its product pseudouridine synthase. Gene Ontology annotation, biological process: mRNA pseudouridine synthesis; tRNA pseudouridine synthesis. The record is from RefSeq and is a predicted model, not a curated record. The coding region runs from base 324 to 2060 and encodes 578 amino acids. Lineage: Eukaryota; Fungi; Ascomycota; Sordariomycetes; Glomerellales; Plectosphaerellaceae. Gene Ontology annotation, cellular component: nucleus. The transcript has 3 exons. Gene Ontology annotation, molecular function: pseudouridine synthase activity; RNA binding.